CAGGCUACACCCACGACACUGGUACUUAAGCUGGCUCUCCCCCCUUCCAUCCUUUUCAUCAGCCUGCUACAAGCAACUCAACAAAACACGACGCCUUUCCAAAGGAAACCAGUAGAUUGUUGGACACAACAGAGUGGACAUCCACUUGUGAAGAACCAUGUCCGUGGAGACUUUAGCCACAUUCUGCCUUUUUCUACUCAUAAUCUCAUCGACAGUGGCCCAGGAUUGCCCCCAACCUUGUGCUUGCCCUGCAGACCCUCCUCUCUGCCCAGUAGGAACCAGCUUGGUGCUGGAUGGAUGUGGUUGCUGUAAAGUGUGUGCCAGGCAGUUUGGCGAGCCCUGCACCUCGUUGGAGCCCUGUGACCACCACAAGGAACUCUACUGUGACUACGCACUGCUGAGCGACACUGACACUGGCAUCUGCAUGGCUCAAGAUGGUCAGCCAUGUGAUCUGGGUGGCGUCACCUACCACAGUGGAGAGUCCUUCCAACCCAGCUGCAAACACCAAUGCGUAUGCAUGAACGGCGAGAUUGGUUGCGUGGCCACAUGUCCCAGUAAAGUCCGGGUGCCCUCCCCUGAUUGUCCAUACCCUCGCUCCAUCCAAAUUCCCGGAAAGUGCUGUGAAGAGUGGGUGUGUGACCAUACGCCACAAGACUACCACUACCAGUCAUUGAUGGGCGAGCCUUCUCAGGUCCAUCCUCUACCCUCCUUACAACCCAUCUCAGUGUCCCUUCCUGCGCUAGAAAGGGAGAGUCCCAGAGAUAACUGUAUAGUCCAAACAACGGCGUGGAGUGAGUGCUCUGCCACAUGCGGCAUGGGGGUAUCAUCCCGCAUCACCAACGAUAACCAUCGCUGUCAGCUGGAAAGACAGACCAGAAUAUGUAUGAUCCGAACCUGCAACGGCCAGCAGGAGAAAGAAAUUAAGAGGGGGAAAAAAUGCGUCCGCACACCGAAGACACAAACAGGGAUGCGGUUCGAACUGUCAGGAUGCUACACCACCAGAAUAUACAAACCAAAGUUCUGCGGAGUUUGUACGGACAACCGAUGCUGCUCACCACACAUCACCAUCACUGCCGAGGUGACGUUCCAAUGCCCGGAGGGAGACGUCUUUAAGAAAAAAAUGAUGUUCAUAAAGACUUGCUCCUGCCACUAUGACUGCCCACGACCCAACGACAUCUUUCUCGCGUCCAACACGCGGAGGAUGAUCGGAGACUACGACCACAGUAUGUGAUACUAGUCCUGAAAAGCUUUUGCACUCACAUUUCAACAUGACUCACCUAAAAUGUAAUCUUAAAGUAGCAUAAAUCAUAAUAAUUCAUUUGAGAUGAUACUAUAAAAAGUACAGUAUUCAACAGAGGACAAUACAGCUGGAAGACCUUUUUAUGACACAGAUUGUAGUGUGGAAGGCAGGAGCUAAAUAGAUGAAAUGGGUUAGCACUGAAUUUUAAACCCCCCGAAAUCUUAAUUCUCUGAAUACAUUUUGGACAAUUGUUUGCCUCAACUUUGGGCUGAUGCCCUUUCCUGUAUUUUUAGUGCACAAAGUAUGUAAAAGGCAUGCUUUUAAUGAGUUGUAUGUAUGCCUCGACCCUUGCAUAUACAUCGUAUUUUUCAGAGUAUAAGUCGCACCUGCCGAAAAUGCAUAACAAAGAAAGAAAAAAACAUAUAAGUCGCACUGGAGUAUGAGUCGCAUUUUUUGGGGAAAUGUAUUUGAUAAAAUCCAACACCAAGAAUAGACGUUUGAAAGGCAAUUUAAAAUAAAUAAAGAAUAGUCAACAACAGGCUGAAUAAGUGUACGUUAUAUGACGCAUAAAUAACCAACUGAGAAGGUGCCUGGUAUGUUAACAUAACAUGUUAUGGUAAGAGUCAUUCAAAUAACUAUAACAUAUAUUUGAUCAUGCUAAACGUUUACCAAACAAUCUGUCACUCCUAAGCACUAAAUCCCAUUAAAUCUUAUAUGUCUAGUCUCUUACCUAAAUGAGCUAAAUAAUAUUAUUUGAUAUUUUAUGGUAAUGUGUUAAUAAUUUCACACAUAAGUCGCUCCUGAGUAUAAGUCGCACCCCCGGCAAAACUAUGAAAAAAACUGCGAUUUAUAGUCCGAAAAAUACAGUAGUCAGUCAUGAUGUUUUGUCAGAAGAAUCGGGAUUCUUACUUAUUUGAGCUCCUUAAAAAAGGGUAGAAAGGCGCUAUACAAGCACAACCCAUUUACCAUUUAUUUUGAUUCGGAACCUACUCACCAUUAUAAAAGGAUGUUUUUUUUUAGGUUAUCUUUGGGCUUCAUCGCUGUGCUUAUACUGUAUGUCAGCAGCCAAAAAGAGCUUUUCCAUAAGGUUUUAUUGUCAUUCAUACACCAAGUAAUAUAUUGCGAGGAUCUCUGUAUAACGGCACACAUAAGUCGCUCCCGAGUAUAAGUCGCACUCCUAGCCAAACUAUGAAAAAAACUGCAACUUAUAGUCCAAAAAAUAUGGUGUAUAUAUAUAUAUAU
This is a messenger RNA of Nerophis ophidion (straightnose pipefish), 2482 nucleotides long. It is a transcript of the gene ccn2b, whose product is annotated as cellular communication network factor 2b. Lineage: Eukaryota; Metazoa; Chordata; Actinopteri; Syngnathiformes; Syngnathidae. Gene Ontology annotation, cellular component: extracellular region; extracellular matrix. The transcript is spliced from 5 exons. Gene Ontology annotation, molecular function: integrin binding; heparin binding. The coding region runs from base 158 to 1231 and encodes 357 amino acids. The record is from RefSeq and is a predicted model, not a curated record. Gene Ontology annotation, biological process: cell adhesion; signal transduction.